AUGUCCACCUCCACCCUCAGCAACCUCAACACCUUCCUCUCCUCCCAACUCCGCACCACCCUCCCCCCCGCCACCACACACACCUUCACCUCCCAAACCCUAAUCGUAACCGGCGCCAACAGCGGCCUGGGCCUCGAAGCAGCACGGCACUUUGUCGCGCAGGGCGCGGCGCGCGUCAUCCUAGCCGUGCGCUCGCUUUCCGCCGGCGAGGCCGCCGCGCGGUCGAUUGCCGAGAGUACCGGGCGGGAGGGCGUGGCGGAGGCGUGGGAGCUGGAUCUGGCGCGGUACGCGUCGGUGGAGGGGUUUGUGGGCAGGGUGGAGAGGGAGUUGGAAGGGGGGGUGGAUGUGGUGGUGGCGAAUGCGGGGGUGUUUAUGGUUGCGUUUGAGCGGCAGGAGGAGGAGGAGGAGGGGGGCCCGGGGAUGACUAUGGUGGUGAAUGUUAUUGGCCAUAUGUUGUUGGCCUUGUUGCUGCUGCCCAAGAUGAGGGCGACGGCCGUGGCGCGGGGGAGGGCCGGCGUGAUUACCUUUACCGGCUCGUUCACGCACUGGAUGACCUCGUUCCCGGAGCGGACGGCGGCGGAUGUGUUUGCGGAGUUGGCGGAUCGGAAGACGGCGAGGAUGAAGGAUCGGUACUACGUCUCCAAACUGAUUCAGCUCUUGGUCGUUCGCGAGUUCGCCGAGGAGUUGACCCGGUCAGCCAAACCGGGCAAGAUUAUCACCUCCGUGGUCAACCCCGGCUUCGUGGCGACGCGGAUCAUGAGGCACGAAGGCCCCAUGUUCCAAAUCUUUCAGAAGGGGCUGCUAAAAAUGCUCUCUCGGACCCCGGAGGUUGGGAGUCUGACGCUUGUCCACGGGGCCGCAGGAGGAGAGGAGACCCAUGGGCAGUAUCUGGACGACUGCAAGGUUGGAAAACCCGGCGGCUUUGUUCUUGAUCCGCAGGCCAGAGCCACCCAGAAGCAGCUUUGGCGGGAGCUGACGGCAAAGCUGGAGAAUAUACACCCAGGAAUUAUGCAGAACCUCUGA
Chaetomium fimeti is the source of this 1023-nucleotide messenger RNA. RefSeq lists its product as uncharacterized. Lineage: Eukaryota; Fungi; Ascomycota; Sordariomycetes; Sordariales; Chaetomiaceae. The coding region runs from base 1 to 1023 and encodes 340 amino acids. The transcript is spliced from 4 exons. The record is from RefSeq and is a predicted model, not a curated record.